Molecule: messenger RNA, 1680 nt
Organism: Candidozyma duobushaemuli
Lineage: Eukaryota; Fungi; Ascomycota; Pichiomycetes; Serinales; Metschnikowiaceae
Exons: 1
Coding region: 1-1680 (559 amino acids)
Biological process (GO): nuclear-transcribed mRNA poly(A) tail shortening; regulation of mRNA stability
Cellular component (GO): P-body
Molecular function (GO): mRNA binding; translation repressor activity; protein binding
Source: RefSeq, a predicted model, not a curated record
AUGGACAAGGAGCUCUUCUCGAAAAAUCCCGAGUUCUUGUCGUCUUUUUCCGAAAGACCUAUUGUUCUUUCCCCGCCGCCCGUCGACACUACAAACUCUCAGCACUCUAAGACAGAACGUCCUGAUUCAAGCAUGCUGCAACCGCCACUUCCAAAGGACUAUUUUGCGCAGAGGCAGCAGCUGGUCGGCUACAAUUUACAGCAGGAAUUUGAAGCUUUGAAAGCCGAUUUGGAUUUGGACUUGAGCAUGUCCAACAACGACGAUGCUGGAAACCAGGGCAACACCUCAAGCAACGAAAGUGCCACACCUUCGCUUGGUGGCCAUUUCUUGCUGCCCCAAUUUUCCCACGGCUUGGGCCCUUCGUUGCUGGAAAAUUUGCUGUCGUUGACACCACAGAAAACCUCCAUGGCCCACUUGAGCAACAACAUGGCCCCAGGCGCUGGCGCAGGCUCGCAUCUUCUGGGACUUUUGGGCUCAAAACUGCUGUCUUUCUUGCCGCCAUCGUUGCUGGUGCCGCUGAGGCCGCAGCUGGUGAAUGACUUCUCUAAUUUACUAGGCAGGGGUCAAAAUGCCAGUCUGGGCUUAUCCAGACUCCAAGCCUCUGGUCUGUCCUUCUAUGACGACCUAGUGGGCUUCACGUCAUGGAUGGAGAAUUUGGAUCCACAGGACAUUGUGGCGAUGCUUGAUCACUGGUGCAACAACUUGCCGUUUGACAUUUUGCUCACCAUGAAGUCUCGCCUCGAGGCCCAUCUCAACCACUCCUCUGAGCAGGCGCUGGUGCCGCCAAAAAUGAACUACGGCUACGAGGACUUGGUUUCAAGCAUGGACAACGCCUCCUUGGGCGGAGGCUCCCAGUUGCAAAAUGGACUUGUACAGCCCAAGCCCAAGAACAACGACUAUAGAUCGCAUCUUUUCCAAGAGCUGAAGGUCCAGCGGCCUAAGCUGGCGGAUCCAAGUCUCCACAACAGGCUUCAAGGCACUAGCGGGCAGCAACAGCCACAGCAGCAGCCUAAUCCUUUGGAAAGAGCCCGCAGCCCUACUUCCCAUUUGCAUGAGAAAACCAACUUCUUGCAAUUGGCUGCCGCCUCCAAUCUGCCUCUUUCGUAUGCCCAGCAUGGUCCUUCGCCAGAUGAAGGCUACGACCUCAACGCUGCCCUGAAGUUGGGUGCACUUGCCACUAUUAAUUCUCGUGUCGCUCUUGACUCCAACAGAAAGGGUCCAGCUUACCAGCACCAAACACUGCAACUGCAGCAGCCUUACUCGCAUAAUCCGCUCGCUUUUGAAGAACUGAUCAACCGUCAGGCCAACUCUUCGCUGGUGCCAGUUCAGCCACAAAAAUACUCCGUGGCGGCUUCGCAAGGGCCUUCGGCUGCAGCACUCAAAAUGAAGAAAGACGAUUCCUCGAGAUCCAGAGCAUCGACACCGGUGGGUGGCCAGAGCUCCAACGCUGGUCUGCUGCUGAUGCCCACUGAGAUAGCCACGCUCGAUUUGCUCAAUAACAUCCCCGCUUGGUUGAAGCUUCUUCGUCUUCACAAGUACACUGACUGCUUGAAGGACAUGUACUGGAAAGACCUUGUGGAACUCUCGGAUGAGGAGUUAGAAAACAAGGGCGUUAAGGCGCUCGGGGCGAGAAGGAAAUUGCUCAAGGCAUUUGACGCCGUGAAACAGUCGAGAUUGUAG